AUUUUUGCGCGCCAUGUCAAUUCCCAUGUUCUAUAAAAUUUUGAGAGAUGUAUUUUUGCUGAUGAGUAACUAGAUUGGAUCUUAUCUAUUUAAUCUCUUGAUAUGCCAGGCAUUCUCUAUUCUGCACUGAAGGUUUCUCCGCAACUAAUCCGACAUUUUAAUUGAAAUAAAUCGUUUCGUUUAUUUCUCAAGGUCAUAUUUCGUACCUUACUUUCUUUAAUUGUUUUCAAAUCAAUCAAAAACCCUAACAGUCGUGCUAUCUAACCAGAGCCGAGUCGGCUACCAGUUUGGGGAACUUCAUUGUUUUCUUGGUAAAAAAAGGGUACAAGAGAAAGGAUACAAGGUUAUUGACAGAAACUUCACCAGCCUCCCACUGCGCAUGAGCAGAAUGUCUAAAGAGGAGUCCCUAGCACGUGACCUCGGCUCUAGGUCCCCUGGCCGAGUAGCUCUGGAGUCGUCUAUGGUUUUGUGUGUCCAGCUUGUCGCCGUGUCCGGGAACGCCAUUGUACUGCUUGUCAUCUACAAGAGGCCCGUUAUUCGGACAGUAACGAACACCUACAUCGGCGCGCUGGCGAUCUGUGAUCUGCUUAUGGCACUCGCAGUGAUGCCAUGGACGGCAGGCUCAUUGAUCAGUGGUGGCUGGAUGUUCGGGGUGUCCGUGUGCCGUUUGCAGGGCUUCCUCAUUCUUCUCCUCGCGUGGACCUCUCUACACAUCAUGGCGCUGACCGCCGUCAAUCGCUACUUCCGGGUGGUCAGACCAAACCUCUACCGGAAGUACUUCACCAUUAGAUCAUCAAUAAACAUGAUCAUCGUUUCCAUGGUGACCACGAUCGUAGUUAUAGCAACGCCGUUAUUUGCAGGCUGGAGCUCGUUCGUGUUCCGUCCCGGGAAAGCCACGUGCUUUAUGACGUUUGACAAGUCCCACGGCAUCGCCCAACAUGGGUACGUGAUCGUUAACUGCGUGAUAUACACAUUUGGACCGAUGAUACUCAUAUACUCGUGCUACUUCUGUGUAUUCAUGUCCGUGCGAAACCACGUGAUCUCGAUUAACCCCAGCCUGCAUAGCAUCCUGGGAGUAGUGCCCGGGGCGGCGCUGACGGUGCGCGAGGUACGUGUUACGAGGGCCGUAUUCGCGAUGGUGCUGGGUUUCACCUGGUGCUGGAUUCCCGUUACUACAAUAGAGCUCCUCCAUGUUCUCACGCAUGGCAACCUACCUCGUGAGGGAUACCUGUGUUUUAUAUAUUUUGCCUUCAUCAGUAACGCAAUCAACCCUGUGAUAUGUAUUAGUGUUAACCAGACGUUCAGGCGAGAACUCUUUGCUGUGCUGCCUUGUGGGAGGGCAAGACAGACCACUAGUGAGCUAUCUAUUAGAAACAUUGUCAACAACUCCGUAAAGCCUCGAUAGCUCAGUGAUGGUAUGGGCUUUGUCUUUCAAGCAAGGGACCAGAAAACCAGGUUAGGCCAACGUUUUGAGGUGUAAAAACUUGGUUCUCUACAUGGGGACUGUGAAUCUCUCGUCUGUUCGGAUAAGGACGCUAAAGGUCCCGUCUCCUUUAACACACUGCAUUAAGGUGCUAGUUGCAUGUAUCAUACUUUGCUACGUUCCCGAAAUUCCACCAAAUUUGGCACAUAGAUAUUAGACAGAUACCCGACAAAAUGAAUGGGGCAGUGAGGAUGUCUGGCACCAGUGCGCCGAAUUUGGUGAGUUUGGGACAGGUAUCAGAUCACGCCCUACUAGCACUUCAA
Nematostella vectensis (starlet sea anemone) is the source of this 1746-nucleotide messenger RNA. RefSeq names its product high-affinity lysophosphatidic acid receptor. The record is from RefSeq and is a predicted model, not a curated record. Gene Ontology annotation, biological process: G protein-coupled receptor signaling pathway. Gene Ontology annotation, molecular function: G protein-coupled receptor activity. The transcript is spliced from 3 exons. Bases 380 to 1405 code for a protein of 341 amino acids. Lineage: Eukaryota; Metazoa; Cnidaria; Anthozoa; Actiniaria; Edwardsiidae. Gene Ontology annotation, cellular component: membrane.